AUGGUCGUGCCCGAACCGGAGUUAAAGCAGGUGUCCGAUGACACAACCCAGCCAGGGAGUAGUCUGAAUACGGACGCAGUACCAGCCACAAACGCAGGCAGAAGAAAAUUGAAUGGAAAGGCACUGGAGAGCACGGACAAAUAUAAUUCUAACGAGAAGCAGCCAUCCGGUGCCAAGAAGCUCAAACAAGACAGUGACAAUAGACCUGUGGGGCUUGAGGAGAGGCAUACGCUUUCCAUUGCCGAGACAAGGAAGCGCAGGGAAAGCGUUUUCUUAGAUGAGCACCUCUUUAUACCCAAGGAGCUGGCACGCAGCAAUUUACGCAGCUCGGCUGUAAAUAGCUUCUCUAAGUUGUCGAGACAUAAGGACCAUCGCAUGCUCAAGUUUACCGUUGGCACUGGACGUGCACGACACGUGGCCAAUCAGUUAAAGAAGGCACAGAUGGCUGCUCUGCAGAGCAGCUCCAAGGAGUCACCAGAUGAGUCGGAGCUGAUCGAUGGCAAUGAAGUUACGAGCUACGAGGAAACAAAGGAAGAUGAAGAUCCCAUGGCCACGAAGGAGGAAGCCAUAUAUUUGCCUGAUGUGGAUGCUGAGAGUGCUGCAAAUGAUCCGGUGAUCCAUUAUCCGGUGAUCAUUGACGCUGAGGAAGAUGAUAACACGAAGGAAGUUGAAGAUCCCAUGGCCCCGAAGGAGGAAGAAGGCAUACGUAUGCCCGAAAUGGAUGCUGCAAAUGAUUCGAUGAUUCAUUUUGAGGUGAUCUCUGACGCUGUUGAAGAUGAUAACACGAAGGAAGUUGAAGAUCCCAUGGCCACGAAGGAGGAAGCCAUAUAUUUGCCUGAUGUGGAAUGGAUGCUGCAAAUGAUCCGGUGA
Drosophila subobscura is the source of this 870-nucleotide messenger RNA. RefSeq lists its product as uncharacterized. The record is from RefSeq and is a predicted model, not a curated record. NCBI's taxonomy places the organism in Eukaryota, Metazoa, Arthropoda, Insecta, Diptera, Drosophilidae. The transcript has 3 exons. Bases 1 to 870 code for a protein of 289 amino acids.